GAAAAUUUCUUUAAAGAAUAAAAAAAUCCAAAAGAGGAAAAAAAAUGUCUACAUUUAAAUUAAAUAAAAUUAAAAAUUAUAAUUUUAACCUUUAUAAAAAUCGAAAUUUUAAAUUAUUUUCUUUUUAAAUCAAAAUUUUAAAAAAUUUAUUUUUCUUAUAAAAGUGUAGCAGAAAAAUAAGUAGUAGAAGCGACCCCUAUACAAUAAAACCGAAAAAAAAGAAAUUAGCUUAAAAAAUAAAUAAAAAUCAGAAAAUUUUAAAUUAAAAAAAUAUAUAGUUAAAAAUAAAUACAUAAAAUAUAUACAUAUAUAUAUAUAAAUAUGUAUAUAUGUAUAUAAAUAUAUAUUUAAAAAAAUAUAAGUGUAUAAUAUAUAUAUGUAUGUAAAAAAGUGUUAUUUUUAAAAAAUUUAUAAUAAAUUUUUGGAAAAAAAAAAUUUUAAUUUACAAAGUGAAAUUUAAAAAUAAAAAUUUUAAUUUUUAAAAAAAAUAUUAUUUUAAAUUAAGUGAUUUUUUUCCGAAAAAUAUAAAUUAAAUAAAAAUGCUAUUAAUAAAUUAAAAAUAUAGAGAAAAUUGAAAAAAACCACUAAUGCAGCAAUUUUAUUUUUAUAUUAACAAAACAACAACAACAAUAACAGUAGCAGUAACAGUAACAGCAUUUGGCAACAAUAAUUUGGAAUUUACUUAUAAAAAAUAAAAUUUUCUUUAAUUUUUUCGUAUAUUUUUUUCUCUCUAAUCUCUUUUGUUUUUCCAUAUUUAAUAAAAUAUAAUACAUAAAUAUACAAAACCAAUUUAAUUAAUUAUUAUUAUAUACCAAUAUAAUAAUUAUUAUUUUUAUUAUUAAUAAUUUAAUAAUAAAAAUUAUUUAAUGAAAAAAUAUUCAACUUUUUGAAAAGAAUAUACAAAACAACAGAAAAAAAAAAUAUAUAAAUAUAUUAAAACUUAUUAGCUAAUUUUAUAAAUUAUAAUAAUUAUAACAAAAAAAAAAAAGAAAAGAAAAAUUAAUUGGAAAAAUAAUAUAGAAAAAAAAAUAUACAAUUUAUAAGCACACACAGAAAUAUAUGUACAUAUAAUAUAUAUAUAUAUAUCCAUACAUUAUGUGUACAUAUACAUAUAUCGAAAAAAUUGAAUAAAUUAUAUAUACAUAUAUAGAAAUAUGUAUGUAUAUAUAAUCGUAUAAUAGAAAAAUAAUCAAACUAAACCAAAAAAAAAAAAACAACACACAAAAAAACAAGGAUCAGGAUCAUAGGAGAAAAGCAGAACAAGAAAAAGAAGGAAAAUAGAAUAAAUUCAAAAGAAAUUAUUGAGUGACAAAAAUCAGAAAUAAAAGGAUAAACAUAAAAAGGAAAUCUACAUAUAUAUACAAAGUUAUAUACAAACGUAUACAUAAUAAUAAAAUAGAAGAAAAAAAGGAAAUAAAAUAGCAAAAAUGGAUAUGAGGCGGUCGAGACGUCUUCGUAUGUGGAAUUUGGGAAUAUUAUUUAUAAUGUACUAUUGCAUGUCUGCUUAUUCUCAAUCGGAUGUUAGUGAUAUUCCUGAAGAUACAUUAGCUCCAAAUUUUGGAGAAGAUGAAUCAACAACAAUAGCAGCAUCAGAGCUUCCCAAACUUUCAGAUGACGCUACACAAAAUUCUACAAAUGUAGUUACAACUCCAUCACCUCUAAAUAGACAUGGUAAACCAACAUUAAGGCCACCUAGAAUUAAUUGUACACCGCCUGCCAUCGAACAAUUUCCAAGACCAUUAAUGCCAAGAAAAGCUCGCCUCUAUGGUGGUUUAAUAAUACAUUUUGUAGUUGCAAUAUUUUCAUUUCUUGGUUUAGCGAUUGUAUGUGAUGAUUAUUUUGUUGCCAGUUUGGAUAGAUUAUGCGAAGAAUUGAAACUUUCACCAGAUGUUGCUGGAGCAACAUUUAUGGCUGCAGGUAGUUCUGCACCAGAAUUAGCAACAGUUGUAAUUGGCGUAUUUUUCGCAAAAGAUGAUAUUGGAAUUAGUGGUGUUAUUGGAUCGGCUGUAUUUAAUAUUAUGUUUGUAAUAUCUGUGUGUGCAUUAUGUUCUGGUACAGUUUGUCAACUAAAUUGGUGGCCAUUAGUUCGAGACUGCUUUUUCUAUUGCCUUUCAAUAUUACUAAUGUUAUUAGUCAUCGUUAAUGAUUAUAUUUCAUGGUUUGAGUCUGUCAUAAUGUUAGUUUUCUAUGUAAUUUACUGUGUAACAUUACAUUUUAAUACGCCACUAGAGAGAUGGGCAAUGUCACUAAAUCUUCCAAUUAAACUUCCUACAAAAGAAGAACAAUCAUCAUUAGUUACAUAUAAAAAUGUACCAGAUACAUCAUACACACAAGAUAAUCAACAACAAGUAACAAGUUUAACAGAAGAUCCGUCAAAGCCAUCGAAUCCAUAUGAACAAUCAAAUGAUUAUCAAAAUUAUAAUGAUCCAAAUUCAAGUUGGGAUCCAAAUUCAGCAUGGGGUGAUGAAUCAUCAGCGCAACCAGUUAGUAAUACAGGUGGAGCCGGUAGAGGAAUGGCAGCUGGUAGACAGGAUGAUUGGGGUACAGGUGCAUGGGAUCAAGGUGAGGGACAACAGAAUUAUGCCUAUAAUCCAGAUAAUCCAGAUCAAGGACAACAAGAUUCAACGAAACCACCAGCAGGAAAUACAAAUGGGGCACCAAAAGUUGGUGAACCAGGUCCACCAGAAUAUUAUAAAUCAAAAGAUCCAAAAGCACGUGAACCACAACCAAAUCCAUUAGAAAAGCCAGCAGAUGGUGGUCUUCCGAAAUUAAUAUAUUGGCAUGUUGUUUAUCCAAUUCACUAUGUUUGUAUGUAUACAAUGCCCGAUUGUAGAACUGAGAAAUUUCGAAAUUGGUAUCCAUUUACAUUUGUCAUAUCAAUGGUAUGGAUAUCAUUUUUCUCAUAUUUCAUGGUUUGGAUGAUCACUAUAAUUGGGUCAACUCUUGGUAUUCCUGACACUGUUAUGGGGCUGACAUUUGUGGCAGCCGGUGUCUCGGUGCCGGAUGCUCUUAGCUCAAUUGCGGUGAUCAAAGAGGGCUAUGGUGAUAUGGCUGUUAGUAAUGCAGUAGGUUCAAAUGUAUUUGAUAUAUUAGUAUGCCUUGGCCUACCUUGGUUAAUACAAACUGCAAUUAUUUCACCCGGCUCACAUGUAAAUGUUAUUUCAAAAGGUUUGGCCUAUUCUACGCUUUCUUUAUUUUCCACAGUUUUAUUUUUACUAGUUUCAAUACAUUUAAAUGGAUGGAAAUUAGAUAAACGUUUAGGAAUCAUACUGAUGGUGUGGUAUUUAUUAUUUAUUACCCUUGCUUCUUUAUAUGAAUUAAACGUUUUCGGUAACUGGAACCCGCCAGAAUGCUCAAGUGAGUAUUAAAGUUUCAACGUUCAUCAUAUGGAAUAUCUCUUCAAUAUUUUCAUUAAAAAAAUAUUAUUAACUUAUCUAUUCUGAAUGUGACUAUAUUUCAAUUUAACUACUUAUCUGUCUUUCAAAUUUACUUAAUUUAUUUAUUUUUUUGAAAAUGAUUGACAAAUUCUAUGAUUUUUGAAAUUUUUUCCUUAUGAAUAAUGAUUUGAUAAUUAUUGAUAUUUUUAGAUGUGGUAAGAAAAUAAUAACAAAU
Molecule: messenger RNA, 3612 nt
Organism: Condylostylus longicornis
Lineage: Eukaryota; Metazoa; Arthropoda; Insecta; Diptera; Dolichopodidae
Product: probable sodium/potassium/calcium exchanger CG1090
Exons: 8
Coding region: 1428-3368 (646 amino acids)
Biological process (GO): intracellular calcium ion homeostasis; calcium ion transmembrane transport
Cellular component (GO): membrane
Molecular function (GO): calcium, potassium:sodium antiporter activity; calcium channel activity
Source: RefSeq, a predicted model, not a curated record